UCCAACAACAAUCAAAUGUCUGCUAAACAAGAGCUAAAAAUGGCAGAGGGUGCCGUCUCAUUUGUUAUUGGAAAACUGGGUUUGCUAAUAUCACAGGAAGGUAGUUUCCUUGGUAGAGUUAAAACGCAAAUCAUGUCUCUUCGUGAAGAACUUGAGUGGAUUAGCUCUUUCCUAAGAGAUGCUGAUGAAAAGCGCAGAAGAAAUGAAUGGGUGAACGUAUGGGUGAACCAAGUCAGCAAUCUAGCUUUUGAUGCAGAGGUUAUUAAUGAUUUGUUCAUUUUUGAAGUCCAGCAACAACGGCAAAGAAAUAUCGGUCUGAGGUGUAUGGGUUAUCCCAAACAUCUUUUUACUCUCCACAAGUUUGGAAAUCAAAUCGAGGACAUCAAAAGAAGGAUUGGAGAGAUUUCAGCUAACAGAUCCAAGUAUGGGACCGAAACCUUAGAAACUGGAGGAGGAACUUCGUCUCGUUUGAAUGAUGGCAUAGCAUGGAAGUUAAGGAGAGCUUCUAUGGAAGAGGAAGUUGAUGUUGUUGGCUUUGACCAAGAUAUUGAGACACUAGCGAAGCUUCUGAUAAAACAAGACCACCCCCAGGCCCGGCAGCUUCUUGUUGUUUCCAUAGUUGGUAUGGGUGGUUCAGGUAAGACCACUUUGGCUAGAUCUAUUUAUAAUAAGAGUUAUGUCAAGAACACUUUUGAUUCGUAUGCAUGGAUUUAUGUCUCCCAAGAAUACAGAAUAAAAGAUCUUCUGUUUGAGGUCAUAACACAAGUUAUGAUGCCAACGGAGAAGGAGAAGAAGAAGUUAAAAGAGAAGAAUGAAGAUGAGCUGAGGGAGAAGCUCUCUAAUGACUUGAAAGAAAGGAGAUGUCUAUUUGUCGAUGAUGUAUGGAAGAUGGAAGAUUGGGAUAUAUUAAAGAUGGCAUUUCUAUCUCACUACGAUGAGAGGAAGCAACAACGAGUGUUACUUACCACUCGUAAAGUAGAAGUAGCCAAAUAUGCUGACCCAUCAACUGAUCCACGUGAACUCAAUGCUCUGGGUGAUGAGGAGAGUUUUGAACUCUUCUCAAAGAAGGUCUUCCUGUCUCAAUCGGGAAGUGAUUAGCAAAGAAGCUACUCCGAAGACUUGAAAGAUCUUGCAAGGCAAUUUGUUGCCAAAUGCCAUGGAUUACCUCUUGCGAUUAUGGUAUUGGGAGGUCUCUUGUCAACAAAGGACAAGACAUGUGAUGUGUGGUCCAAAGUAUUGCCACAUGAAUGCAUGGACAUAUUAGCUCUGAGUUAUACAGACUUACCAUAUUACUUGAAAUCUUGUUUUCUCUAUUUUGGUCUUUUCCCAGAAGACCAUGAGAUCUUGUGUUCUAAAUUAAUUCGGUUAUGGGUUGCGGAGGAAUUUAUAGGACAGAGAGGAGAUGAAACUCUAGAAGAUGUUGGGGAGGAUUACCUAGAUGAAUUGAUCGAUAGGAGCAUGAUCCAAGCAGUGCGUAGGAGAGCCAAUGGAGGUGUUGAGUUAUGUCGUAUCCAUGAUCUCUUGCGGGACUAAGCAGUUUCAGAAUCCAAGAAAGAUAGGCUUCUCAAAAUCUAUGCGAGUGACAUUAAUUCCACUUCUCUAAACAGAUUCCCCUGGCUUGCGAUCGAUCAAAAAGAAAAAGAGAGCCCACAGGAAGCAGAGAUAAAAGGGCAACAGGGGCUUGACAGAGCAAUGCAGAUAGGAAGCGUGCACAUAGUCUCAGGAGCUAAUGAACUAGUUGAAGGUGGCUGUGGGGAAUUUUUAUUGAUUUGAUUCAUGCAGUCUAUUGGAACAAUUUAUGUCUCUGAACAAUAUUAAAUAGGAUUGGUUUUUAUAUGGGUGUGGCAGCUAUAUUAGCAAAACAUGCUAUUAUGAUGAGUAAUUAAGCAGUGUGGAAUUCUCUUUGAA
Messenger RNA from Macadamia integrifolia, 1908 nucleotides. Its product is annotated as putative disease resistance protein At1g50180. NCBI's taxonomy places the organism in Eukaryota, Viridiplantae, Streptophyta, Magnoliopsida, Proteales, Proteaceae. The record is from RefSeq and is a predicted model, not a curated record. Bases 16 to 1098 code for a protein of 360 amino acids. The transcript is spliced from 2 exons. Gene Ontology annotation, molecular function: ATP hydrolysis activity; ADP binding.